Molecule: messenger RNA, 7062 nt
Organism: Heterotrigona itama
Lineage: Eukaryota; Metazoa; Arthropoda; Insecta; Hymenoptera; Apidae
Source: the annotation of a GenBank genome assembly
AUGGCUACGUAAUCAGUGUAUAAUCAUUAUUAUUUCGCAAGACGGAUAAUAGAUAUCUUCACCAUCUCCGACGGAAAUCCUAUUUGCAAUUGAUAUUAGAGAGGUACGAAUUGCAAAUCACUUAUAAAUUGUUUAUAAAGUUCGAUUCUCCCGUCUCGGUUUUAUUCCGAGAUAGUUUAUAAGUUCGAUAACAGGCGUGUCUAAUCGAUGAUGCAAGAAAUUACUCGCUUCAAAUAGACCUGUUACACGAUCUAUCUCGAGAAUUGAAGUAGAAUAUGAAAUACAUAGAAUUAUGAAGUUUUUAUACAAUUAAUCAAAUUGAGUACCCGUUGAAUCAGUUAUUUUCGAAACAAGAUCGUUGUUUGUUUGUUGGAUAAAUACGAUGACGGUUUACUGUUCGAAAUAAAACUAUCUAAUUUUCCUUGACUGACGCACGAUUACAGGUUUGGUAGACCAGGUGUGGAAUUCUAUGGACAACACACCAUCGAAAGCGGAGAGAAUGCUGUCACAAAGAUCAUUGCUCUGCCCAAUGAAGUAAGUACCAUUAUUGCUACUGCUUCUUUUAAAUAUAUUCUUGAUAUCAGGUAUCAUAGCACGCUUAACACGUGUGAUCAGUUAUUUUCAGAAUUGUUUUAAUACAAAAAGGUUUAAUUUUUAACUUCACAUACAUAUAGUUUGAUUAAUUAUAACAAGCAUAUGAUUACAACACUCAUACAAUUCUAUAACUUACUAAUUGCGUAAACAUAAUUAUAAAUCUAUAUUUACUGUUCAACAAUAUAUUAAAUUAUUAAAUGAUUUAUAUUCAAACAUCAUAGUCUUGCGAUUUUAAUCUUUUUGUGAGAAUUGAUCACCAGAUUCAGUUUUCAAUUAAUUGGAGUAGGAAAAAUGUUAAAUAAUAAAGGAUAAAUUUGAUGGAGUAGAAAUGAAUAAAUCGCUGUAAGGAUUUAAUUCGUGUAAAUUAUACUAAAUUAAAAUAUGUAAUAGUGUAUGAAACGAAUGCCAGCUGACGUAUCAUUCUAGUUCGGAUUUCUUAAUGACCAUGCUAAUAGUUCCUAAAUCUUCUAAAGAUGUUAUCUCCUAAUGAGAAAUUCUAAAAAUUUUCGUUUUGAACUUCAAUUAUUUCUAGUUUAUGUUUACUAAUUACUUUAGUGUUAUCAUUCCAAUAUCUAAAAAUACUGGAGUAAUACUUUCGAAAAUAGUAUCUAUUAUAGAAAUUUUACACGCAAUAUAACAUACGAGAGAAAUAUAAAAAAAGAUCAAUUCUAAUUGAUUUUUUGAUUUUUUCGUCAUUUAAAUAAUUUCCUAAAAUACAUUUUAUAAUUAUAAUCGUAUAAGUGGAUAAUUAAUAAGAGGAAUAGAAGGUUAAUAAGAUGCAAAAACAUACAUCAUAUUUAAUAAUAAAAUAAAUUUGUUACUGCAUUAUUUAUCACAUAGCUUUUUCUCAAGAAACUCUAAAAGUAAAUAUUUUUUGACAUAAUUAUGUAUUUUUUAUUACACCGAAAGACCAAAGAUCAAAUGUUAAUUUCUUGAUUCAAGAUAUUGGAUAUUUUUUUGGUAAAUUUGACGAAAGGAAGAGAAAUAUUGCACGGUAUACGUCGAAGGAACGGAGCUUAAUACCGGUUCUGCGCACGAUAGUACAUAAUAUCUUUUACGUACAUUGUAAUCGAAAGGACUAGACGGAGGUGUGAAGUUAUGGUUGUUUUUAGUCACAUGCAUUGCACCGGUAAUGCGAUACCGUGUUCGGCUUAUACGGCGAUAGUUGCAUAACUGUGUGUGUGACAAGCGCAAUGCGCUUUGCACGUGUGUACGAAUAAAUAAUAUAUGAACACUAUUGUUGUUCCAUAAAGGUCGUACAUCGUUCGUAUCGCUUUUCUUGUGUUCUUCCCCCCUGAGAGACAAACUGAGGAAAUUUCGUUGUGAAAUUUAUUCAAUAAUGACGAAACCUCUAAAUUCUCGACGCAAUGAUAGCUAUUAGUUUUUGCAAUAUUAUCACAUAUAAAAUAUAUGGUAGAAUAUAGUGAGUUAUAUAUAUAGUAAAAAAUGUACGAACACGUUGUUUGUUAUGAGUCAUGAAAUCUCGUUAUCAUUUUUCAAGGGGAUCCUAAAAUCGAUAAGAUAGCGGCUGUACGAUUGCAAAGUGAUCGCUAAGUAUUUUGAAUCCUUUAUUUCUUUCACGUAAUGAAAUAAAAAAUAUAAUAACACUGUAUUAAUUUAAUACCAUCUUUUGUCAAAAUAUGUCUUUUAUUAAAAUAUGUAAGUCGAAUCGUUUGAAUUCAAGUUUAAUUGUUUUAUUAUUUCGAUUAAAAAAAAAAAAAAAAAAAAAAAAAAAAAACUUCGUCAGCAAUAAAUAUCGAUUUAAUUAACUAUCGUGUGAGCAUUCGCCCGGUUUUCAAUCACUUGUUAUCUAUGCAAAUUCCAUUCUCUAUCUUCUAAUUCAUUUUGAUAUUUCACACAUCAGAUUACCGCAAUUGGAAUUCAACUUCAUUGGAAUUUCAAAUCAAUUUCAAAUUAAAAAAUUGAUCAAACACGGAAGAACAAGUGUUGGAAACAGUAUAAAAUGCAGCACAACCCGUUUGGAGUUUGUGUGAAUGUGUAUAAUGAACGAGUAGGCGAUCCCACUUAUUCAAUUAAACAUGUUAAUAAUAGGUGGAAAGAGCAUUGCUCUGUUUAUGAAAAAUACGAGUUAGCAAUACACUGUAGAUUUAUAUGAAAAUAUGAAGUGCGAUGUAACUAUUUUAACCUUGUAUUUUCUUCAAGUUUUCACUUUGCUCAUUACAAACAAGUCAUCUUCUUUGUGAGUAGGGGGAAAAAACGCGGGAAAUUUUUUUAAAUUUCGAUAUGUAUCGAAUUGACAAAUCAAAUUCGACGAGAAACCAACAUUCGAUGUUAUUCAUUCAAAAUGAAUGCAAUUAGUUAUAGUAAUCUCUAUGUUUAAUUUGGAAAUAAAUCAGUGAUGGAAUGAGUUCGUUUGUUACAAAUGCAACAGGGUCGUCUGGUUUCUCUUUGCGAUGACAAUUCGCUUCACCUGUGGGAAAUCAAUGAAAGUUCGGUCGUGGAGACCAAGACGCUAUCAUUGGAGGGUAAGUUGAAGAAAAUCUCCGCUAUGUGCCUGGAAUCGAGCGGCGAACAUCUUCUUCUGGGAACAGAAGGUGGGAACAUCUAUCUUCUCAAUUUGAAAACAUUCAUGAUGCCUGACAAUAUCAUUUACCAGGAUGUCGUGAUGCAAAACGUGCCAGAUGAUUACAAGAAGAAUCCAGGAGCGGUUGAAGCGAUAGCGGAACAACCAGGUCAUCCAGACAAUAUUCUGAUAGGUUACAAUCGUGGUUUAAUGGUUUUGUGGAACAAAGCGACUCCAGGAGCUCAACAGACAUUCGUCUCCACGCAACAGCUGGAAUCUGUCCAUUGGGUUUCCGAGACCCGAUUUGUUUCUUCCCACAAUGAUGGAUCCUAUGCAUUUUGGAGUCCAGGCAGUGAUAACAUGCUAGAGUCGACUACACCUUAUGGACCGUUUCCCUGUAAAGCUGUGACUAAAAUUCUUGUUUAUUCAACAGCCGAGCUGGGCGAACUCAUUUUAUUUUCGGGUGGAAUGCAACGUGCGAGUUAUGGCGAUCGCCACACAAUCACUGUUAUGGCGAAGGGGAAACAUGUUGUUUUUGAUUUCACGUCAAAAGUAAUCGACUUCUUUACUGUGUUUCCUAAGCAACAGGAUGGAAAAGAUCCACCCGAUAGUCCAGAAACGCUUAUAGUAUUGGCCGAAGAAGAGAUAGUAGCCAUUGAUUUGACUGAUCCUGACUGGAAAAUGAUGGCGUUACCCUAUCUAGUAUCUCUUCAUGCAAGUGCGGUCACAUGUUCACAACACGUUUCCAAUGUUCCUGAAGAGUUAUGGAAAAUUAUUAUCGCAGCUGGAAAGGCACAAACAGAACAUCUAUACUCGGAUAAACCAUGGCCUAUAGACGGUGGAAUUAUUCUUAAUCAAAAAUCAGAGAACAAUAAAUCAAAAGAAUUGUUACUUACUGGCCAUGAGGAUGGGACCGUUAGAUUCUGGAAUGCAACUGAUGUUGUUCUAACGCUUCUCUAUAAGUUCAAUACAUCUGUUUUGUUUACUGGCGAACAUCUGGAUGUUCUUGAACAAUCUCCGGAAGAUGACGAGAACGAAUGGCCGCCAUUUAGAAAACUUGGAACUUUUGAUCCAUUUUCAGACGAUCCGAGAUUAGGUGUAAAUAAAGUGUUAUUUUGUCCGCUAUCGUCAAAAUUAAUAGUUGCCGGUACAGCUGGUCACGUAAUUAUAGCUUCUUUAUCAGCGACACCUAAAACAAAGCAAAUUAAACCCAUCACGAUGAACAUCGUAAACGAUCGUGACGAAUUUGUGUGGAAAGGACAUGAUCAUCUUCCGGCAAGAACAACUGACAUAGCUUUUGGAAUCGGUUUUCAACCACAAAAUCUUAUUCAGUUAUAUCCGCCGGCUGCGGUUACUGCAUUGGCCAUAUAUAGUGAAUGGGAACUAUUUGCUGUAGGAACGGCUCAUGGUUUAGCCGUUUUCGACUAUAUGAGAGUAAAGCCUGUUACCGUGAAAUGUACACUGAAUCCAAAUGAUCUUUCCGGCGCAGGUGAUACACCGAUCUGUAGAAGAAAAUCAUUCAAGAAAUCCUUAAGGGAAUCUUUUAGAAGAUUAAGAAGAUCACAACGUCGAACAAAUGUCACUAGUCCAACUAGAAACACGGCAUCUGAAAAAAAGAAAGAAACACCCAGUAUUGCUUCUUCUCCAAGUGGUGAUCUUUCACCAGUGGAAUUAAAGCCUGUGGAAAGACAAGUGGAAGCAAGACCUGUAGACGAUGCAUUGGGAUCAAUGGUUCGAUGUUUAUAUUUUGCUAAAAGUUAUAUUAUAAGCAUGCAAAAUACAACGCCUACACUUUGGGCAGGUACGAAUAAUGGUACAGUUUAUGUUUUCACAUUGGCCAUUCCUGCUGACGGUAAAAGACUAGACGAGGACGUAAAUUGUACAUUAGGAAAAGAAAUUCAUUUAAAGCACAGAGCACCUGUAAUUGGAAUUACAAUUCUCGAUGGAUCUAACAUACCGUUGCCAGAACCAUUUGAAGUCAUGCAAGGCCUAAGUCUUGGUCCUAAUGUGAUUUCUCCACAUAAAGUUGUAAUUGCUAGCGAAGAACAAUUCAAAAUUUUCAAUCUUCCAUCCUUAAAACCAUAUUGUAAAUAUAAACUUACCGCACACGAGGGUUCACGAGUAAGAAAAACAGGUUUUGCAAAAUUCACGUGUUCAAUGGAUUCUGCAGGAACACAUGAAGAAACUUGUUUACUAUGCUUGACUAAUCUUGGUGACUGUUUAGUGCUUAGUAUUCCCGAAUUAAGAAGACAACUUAAUGCCGCUGCCAUUAAGAAGGAAGACAUUAAUGGAAUUUCUUCAUUGACAUUUACGAAAGUUGGCGAAGCGUUAUAUUUGCAUUCAAGUUCGGAAUUGCAGCGAAUUUCAUUGUCAGCCAACAGAGUGACAAAAGCACAUUGUGCGUUAAAUUUACCACCAAACGCUAGAUCAUUUCCAGAAGCUAACAAUGAAGAAACUCAAAAGCAAGAUGUGACCGAAAAUACAACGGUAGAAACGGAAAAUGAAGCAACACAAGGAAGUCAACCAGCUCCAGUACAAAGGAUAAUUACAGAGAAUGGUGUAAUUGGUUCUACCGGUGGUGAAGAAUCUCCUGCAGCAAGUACCAAUGAUGUAAAUGGAGAAGACGAUCGUCAAGACUUAAAUUCUAUUGGAGAUAUAACGAUCGAUAGCGUGAAGGAUCAUUUACUAAAUGCAACGUCUUCCGAAGAACUUCAUAGUCGUCUUGCAGGACUUAAAAUGGAGGUGACUUCACGAACUUCGGAAAUAUCUACUCAAAAUCAGUCCCUAGUUGUAAAGACCACAACUGUCGUUUCACAAACAACCAACAGUACUACUGCUAAUGGGGAGAUUGAAACAAAUCAAAUAAAUGAAACACAACAAAUGAACAAUUAGUACAGCUGACUUGGCAAAUUUGGAGAUAACAACAACUACAGUGACUACUGAAAAAUCGAAAGCUCCAUUAGCAAGGCCUGAAGAAAUCGGAUCUUAGGAAUAUUUCAAAUUGCCCUAUGCCCUACUUCCUGAUCUUAUGUUCUGUACGCAACAAUUAGAUUUUUUGUUACUUACUGGACUCACACAGCGACGAUAGAUAGAAUUUAUAUAUCGUAGAUUUUUUAAAAAAUCUAGAUUUACACGCGGCAUUAACAUUAGCUCUAAAUUAUAAGCAAAUGAAUUUCGACGAUUGCAGCGACGAAACAUUUGAGAUAUAUUAACUGCCAAGAUUGUCGAUAUAUUUUACAUUUUAACCGAACAUUCUCACUGCAUUUCUUUUAAUAAUCAAUUUUAUAAUUAAAAUUUUUGAUGGUUUACUGAAACUUGGCCUAGAUAAUUUUAAUAAAAUGCAUUUUAUUUACAGAUAAAAGUGUAACAAAUUUUCAAGAAAAAAAUUAAAAUGUUUCAUAUUGUUUCGUUUGUAGAUCAUCCUGUUAAAACAUCGUUUUAUCAAAUACAAUAAACUUUUUAUUGAUAUAGCUUUAAGAGAAAAUUGAGAAAAAUUUAUACGAUUCAUCUUUUAUGCUACGUAACUAAACAUAAUUUAAAAAUUUGUACAAGGAAGAUACAUCACAAAUCGAGAAUAUGGCAGCCUUGUAACGAAUAUAUUGUGUUACAUCAAUUUCUAAAUAAUAAAAUUAAUAAAAAGGCGAUUCUUUAUCUAUAUAAUAUUUCAAAUAUUAUAUAGAUGCAUUGUGACAUCAGAUAAAGAAAUAAGCAAAGAAAGAAAAUUACUUAAGUAGAAUAUGAAUGUAUAAGUCGCAAAGAUUAAACGAGGGAAAUCACCAAUGGCCAUAAUACAAAUCCCGUGAUGGAUAUAUUUUUUACCAAUAUUGUUAAUUUAAAAAAUUGUUUUUUCUUUGUUAGAAAUGAUCAUGAGUUCUGAAUUAUAUGAAAAAAGAAAUGUAAUAGUGUUUUAAUAUUGUUAUGAUACCUAAUAUAUCUCGUCUAUG